Molecule: messenger RNA, 1575 nt
Organism: Lasiodiplodia theobromae
Lineage: Eukaryota; Fungi; Ascomycota; Dothideomycetes; Botryosphaeriales; Botryosphaeriaceae
Exons: 2
Coding region: 1-1575 (524 amino acids)
Biological process (GO): inner mitochondrial membrane organization
Cellular component (GO): mitochondrial inner membrane
Source: RefSeq, a predicted model, not a curated record
AUGCGCCCGGCGCUGCAGCACGCCGCCCGCUCGCUCUCCGACUAUGCUGCGCUAACUUUCGCCCAAGCCCGGCCCACCGCCGUCUCCAAGCAGUCGUCCGUGUGCUUCCAAUGCAAGUUGCGCGCCUUCUCCGCCGCCCCGCUCCCCCCGAGCAAGAGGACGCCGCCGCCAUCUGUGCGUGCAGCCAUACGUCAAUGGUCUUCCACUGCACGCCUGUCUCAGGAGAAGCCCUCCUCCGGUCUCCACGAUCCUCAAUCGCCAGCCGUUGAGGAUGCCGCAAAGCGCACCUCCGACCUGUCGUCCCAGCAGCCCCCCGAACUACCUCCGUCCCCAGAUGCAUCAGCACCCGCACCCUCGAAUGAAACAACGCCUCCGCCUUCACGAGAGCCGGAAUCUCCACAUGCCUCCUCAUCUCCGUCUCCAGAACCCGAGCGGGUCGAGCAGGUUCCAGACGAAAAACUACCGUCUCACCGUCAAGGUCUACGAUGGGAGGUCUACAAGCGGGCCACUGCCUACUUCGAUGAGCUGCUACCGAAGCUCAUCCUUGUUGGGCAGAAGGUAAAUAGCUACACCGGAACAGACUUCUCUGGCAUCGAGGCUCUCCGCCAGGAGAUCAAGCAACAAGAACGACUCGUCCGAUCCCGCCGUGCUCAAGUCGAAGAUGCGAAACGCGAGCUCGAGGCCGCCCAGUCACAACAACAGGCAUCACAAAAGGAAGUUGUCGGCCUGCUGGAACGGAAGCACUCCUGGUCUGCCGCUGAUCUCGAACGGUACAUGUCUCUGAUCCGCUCUGAACAUCUCAACGAACAAGCCGUCCGAAGCGCCAAGGAUGCCGUGGUAUCCGCUGAUCGGGCUCUCGAGGAGGCCCGCGCUCAUCUGGAGAAGCGUGAGCGCGCCCAGUACCACGAGGAGCAGAUCUGGAGCGACACCAUCCGCCGGAACAGCACUUGGGUUACCAUUGGUCUGAUGGGAGUUAACAUUCUGCUACUUCUGAGCCAGCUUGUUGCUAUCGAGCCCUGGCGGAGGAGGAGACUUGUCAGAGAGAUCAAGAAUGCACUGGAUGAGAGGACCAUGACAGCCGCAGUUCCAGCAGCCGGCAUUGGGGCUGCUGCGGUCCCGAUCGUCCCCGAAAAGGCCACGGAAAUCGCUGAAGCCGCCGAGGUCCGCUCGGCCGACGCUGUUCAGAAAGAGAUCGAUGACGUCGUUGAGCCGGCUGGCGUACCGCUUGAGCGUGUCGAGUCUGCAGAUGCCCCUGAGACAGUCACGGCUGACCUGUCUGGUCCGGAACCCACUAUACCCCUCCCAGCGCCCGAACCUACUCCGGUCUUUGAGGAAAAGCCUGUUCCGAAGGAAAGGCCUGUGCCGAUGAGGAGACCUGUUCCGAUGACUGCACAAGAGAAGUUAGUCUUCUUUAUUGAGGACUGCAAUCUCUACCUUCAAGACCUCUUUAGCGAACGAUCCAUCUCUGUUCGCAAGGUUGACGUUACCACUGCAGCGCUUCAGGGUGCUGUCGCUGGAGCUGCGUUUAUGGGAGUCCUUGUGCUGGCCUUCCUGAAACCCAGUGGCGGCAAUUAA